AUGAGUUUUGCCCGGCCAGCAAGAUGUCUGUUCUGCAGCUUCUCCCGUGCUGCCACCCCGGUCACGCGAAUUCCCCGGCGCCAAUUCCAUCCCGCAACUGCGCUGUUGAACGAAAAGCCCAAAGUCCCGGACAUCAAUGCUUCAAAGACCCAAGCUGUGAACACAUCACAGCCAGAAAAGAAGCCGGAACUCAAACCAGAAGAUUUCAAGGAGUACACGGAGGAGGAGAAGGCUGCGCUGGCCAAGGAGUAUUCGAAGGCACAAAUGGACGCCGUCGCAGCCGGCGAGGCAGCCAUCGAUCCCAAGGACCUGGCAGACCAGUUUAAUCCGCGCCAGGACCCGCUGCACUUCCGCUACCUGGACGACUUCUCGGUGAUUGAGCCCGUGAUUGACCGACACGUGCGGAACCCUCAGUCGAACACGGACUACAAUUGGAAGCCGAAGAGCGAGGAAGAUUUUGCGGAAGACCUUGGCAAGUAUAUUGCAGAUAUGCCCGACGAGGCCGAUAACAUCGAUUUCAUGCGGUUCCUCGAUGAGGUACGGGUCACCCGCGGUAAGGAGGAAAACGAAUUGAAGCCUCACAGCGCGCUUGUGCCGGAGCUCUUCGGACCCGGUGAGACCGUCGAUGAGCCCCGCAUCGAGGAACAAAAAUCGGCCUUCGAAAGGGGCGAAAAGGAGAGAUCGCGGGUAGCUGAGGAAAUGUCUGAAGGCCAUCAAAACCUUCUUAUGACAACUGGCUACACCAGUAGCCAAGCACAGAACAUCCGGACCAAGGUUCUCGUCUCACACAGUGUUGUCAACCAGACCCGACUAGGCAAGAUCCGCCGCCAGUACUGCCUGGCCGUUGCCGGGAACCAGAAAGGUCUGCUGGGUAUCGGCGAGUCCAAGUCGGACGAAGGCACGGAUGCCAAUAUUCAAGCAAAGGCCCGCGCCAUUCGAAACAUGCAGCCGGUCCCGCGCUACGAGAACCGCACCGUCUAUGGCGACUUGACCGGCAAGGUGGGAGCUGUGGAGUUGAAGUUGAUGCACCGUCCACCAGGCUUUGGUCUUCGCGUCCAGUAUCUCAUCUGGGAGAUGUGCCGUGCUGCCGGUAUUCGCGACCUCUCGGCGCGCGUCAACCGCUCCCGGAACCCGAUGAACACGGUCAAGGCCACGUACAAGGCGCUCAUGAGCCAGCGUGAUCCGGAAGAAAUUGCCCGUGCCCGGGGCAAGAAGAUUGUCGAUGUGCGCAAGGUGUACUACGCGAAUCAGGUUUAA
Penicillium alfredii is the source of this 1257-nucleotide messenger RNA. RefSeq names its product mitochondrial 37S ribosomal protein uS5m. Gene Ontology annotation, biological process: translation. The transcript has 2 exons. NCBI's taxonomy places the organism in Eukaryota, Fungi, Ascomycota, Eurotiomycetes, Eurotiales, Aspergillaceae. Bases 1 to 1257 code for a protein of 418 amino acids. The record is from RefSeq and is a predicted model, not a curated record. Gene Ontology annotation, molecular function: RNA binding; structural constituent of ribosome. Gene Ontology annotation, cellular component: ribosome.